This is a messenger RNA of Triticum aestivum (bread wheat), 1964 nucleotides long. RefSeq lists its product as uncharacterized. Bases 24 to 1502 code for a protein of 492 amino acids. NCBI's taxonomy places the organism in Eukaryota, Viridiplantae, Streptophyta, Magnoliopsida, Poales, Poaceae. The record is from RefSeq and is a predicted model, not a curated record. The transcript has 2 exons.
UGAGAUCACAUAGGAUCCACACCAUGUCGCUCAAAGGCUAUUACGAAGCCUCGUUGCGUCCGCCGGCCGAGGAUGAUGUGUUUACGGCGGCGGCGGCGGCGACAAAGUGGGACUGGGGGGAAGCCCUCCUGGACCGCGCCGCUUACAUGGUCGACAAGGUAAACCACACCUCCGCCCGCUGUCGAUUCAGGCGGGACGUCCUGGACGAGAGGGAGGUGGAAAUGCGGGUCACCUUGUGCCUCGCCCCGCCGCCUCUCGUCUCCUAUUUCUGCUGCCACGCCUACUACACCGACGACAAAGGAGAAGACAACCGAUUGUUCAUCAGCGAGCCGUCCAUGUUUGCCAUGGAGGGUGACCUUGCACUUAUCACCCUCUGCCACGGGAAAUUCCACCCCUCCGCCAUCAACGGCAACAAGGGCUAUUAUGAAUACUUGGUGUACCAGGCAGGGAAGGAGGAACUCACCCGGCUCCCGCACCCCGACCCCUGGAUGUUGCCAAAUGAGAGAUCCCACUGCUUCAAUUCCACUUCCAUUGCUGUCGUGCCUUACAGCAGCAAAAUUUCUCCCAAGGAUGAUGAUGAUGCCUACAGAAUCGCGGCGCUUGGCAAGGACUUUUUCCACGACUCUGCUAAUGGCCCGCACUACCUGUGCAUCUACGACUCCAAGGCCGGGGCCUGGACCCGCAAGGCAGGUGCUAUUCCACAGCCGCUGCCGCCGCCAUCCGACUUCAUCUCCGACAUGUCCAUCACCAUCGGCGGGAACAGCGGUGGCAUCGUGGGCUGGGUCGACCUCUGGAGUGGCAUGCUCCUCUCCGACGUGCUAGCCGACGACACCCCCUUCCACCAGUUCCGCUAUGUCCCCCUUCCCGAGCCGAGGCAGCCGCCAAAUCGCCUCCCUCUUGCCGUUGACAUUGCAACCGCCUUUAGGGACAUUGUCCUUGUCAAAGAGACUGGCAUCAUCAGGUUCGUCGACCUUCAGGUCCACGGCGAACCCGGCAACCCUUUCUCAGAAACCCCUAGUGGCUGGACGGUGGUCACAUGGACAAUGGAGGGGCUCCGUAGGGAUUCGGUAACCCUGGGUGAUAUGCGUUUCAAGCUGGAGCAUGAAGUCCAUUCUUGUGAUAUUGAAAACUACGAUUUGCCCAAAUCUGUCUUUGUUUCCAACCCCAUUCUCAGCUCCCACAAAGAUGGCAUAUUGUACCUCAGGACCACUGUCAGCAGCAAAACCGACAGGAACUCGCGAGUUAUCGCCGUUGACAUCAAGAAUAAGAAGCUGCUGAAGGUGGGUGAAUUCGAUAUGCGAAGACCCAACACCUACAGGCGCACUACCAUCUCCAGCUAUCUCAAGCCCCCAGUUUCAAAGGAGAAUAUGAAACGAGGAGCUCCAGUGUCUGCGGGAUCCUACUCACGCAAGAGGCCACAGCAGCAGCCUGCCAUCACUAACCCAGCUGAAGGGGGAGAGGGUGAUGCCGGGGAUGCCAUGGACUGGACUCACAGUAGUUGAUUUGUUUGGGAAUGAAUGCCUUCGAGGUCCAUACCAUCAUUAUGGUUUCUUUGCUUUUCAACCCAUGCCAACCCAACAUCGGAGAAGUACCCAGGUGGAACGUGGAGAGAGUGUCUGCUUGUGCUUUCUUGUUAACUAGUCAGAAUCUGAAUUUUAUUUAUUGUAAGGUUCUAGAAGAUUCUGUAGGAAUGUAUGAUGCAUGAGGUUGAGGCUGGAAGACGAUUGUUAAUCCCUCCGAUCCAAAAUAAGUGUAUGUAGGUAUUUAGAGCUUCUGCCUGUUUGCUCUACCAAUUACUAUUAUUAUUAAGUUCUAGUACAACCUGAUGUCCACGGUUUGUAAUCGCCUACUUGUGUUGAGUUUUUUUUAUAUAUAUAAGGUUAUUAUGAUUGAGAUGGUGGAUGUUUCAGGUGCGUUUUCUCAGCUACAUGAAUGCCCUGGGCGUUGUUGUCAGAAUUUGCGCG